AAAAUCGGAUGCAGCUCACUUCCUUCUUGUAUCGCUGCAAACAGAAUGAGCCGCCGUACUGCCCCUUCGUCUGGCCCCAGCCGCCAAUCCCGCGGCGGAGUCGGUCGCAACGCUCGCGCUGAAGACGACGUUGUUGUCAACCCCGAGGACAUUGUUGAGGAGAUUGACGAUCUCGACCUGAACGACGCCCCGAACGAGGAAGAGAUGAGCGACGACGAUGAUGCCCCCGAAGACGAUGGCGAUGAACCCUACACAGAUGAGCAGCAGCAGUGGGAAGACGCUUCCGCGAUUGGCGAAGGCGAUACCGUUGAAGAGUGGAUUGAUGACUCUGCUGGCGGGUUUACCGAGCAUUCUGAGCCCAUUUACAGCGUUGCCAUCAAUCCUGCCAAUCCUACUAUGAUUGGCACCGGUGGUGGCGAUGAUGUUGCCUAUCUGUGGUCCCGAUCGGACGGCUCUGUGAUUCACAAAUUCGUUGGACACACCGACUCGGUGGCCAGCGUUGGAUUCAACUUUGAUGGCACCUACUUUGCCACCGGUGGUCUUGAUGGCUCUGUCAAAGUGUGGAAUACGGUCACUGGUGCGCUGGUUGUGGAGCUCGAUGGCCCUGAUGAAGUUGAGUGGCUCUCGUGGCAUCCCAAGGGUAACGUGCUUUUGUGCGGCUCGGGUAGCGGAACGUCGUUCAUGUGGCAAAUUCCGAGCGGAAAUGUCAUGCACAUCUUUUCGGGCCACAAUAGUCGCGUCACAGCUGGUGGCUUUACUUCGGACGGCAAAAGCAUUGUAACGGCGUCCGAGGACAUGUCUCUGAUUGCAUGGGAUCCGAAGACUGCUGAGCAGGUCUCCAAGAUUUCUGCAGCGAGCGAUGGUCGCUUCCAUCAAGAAGCAAUCACUUCCCUUGCUCUCAGUCACGACAAUGUUCUUGUUAUUACCGGCGGAGCCGACAACAAGGCGAUUAUUACCCAUAGCAAGACUGGCAAGAUUAUUGCCAGUUUCGAGGGACACACUGACUCGGUUGAAAGUGUCGCAUUCUGCUCAACCAUGCCUUGGGCUGCAUCCGGUUCCCUCGAUGGAACUGCUUGCAUUUGGGACAUGUCGGCCAAUCGAGUUCGGCACACCUUGAAGCAUGAUGCCGGUGUGAUUCGCGUUCAAUUCCACCCCACUCUGCCAUUGCUGAUUACUGCUUCGCUCGACCAUCUCGUCCGCGUGUGGGAUGCUCGCACGGGGAGCUUGUUGCAAGAUUUACAUGGUCAUUUGGCGGAACCGCUCGAUAUCUGUGUUUCUAACGACGGCUCGUUCCUCAUUUCUGGCGGUGAAGAUCAUCACGCGCUCAUUUUCCACAUUCAAAGUCAAGCCCAGUCUCAGCAGCCGCAGCAAGCUUGAAAGUUGCUUGAUUUUGUCACAUCUCAAUGAAUCAUUGAACCUUGGUCGCAUUCUAGUUUUUUUUUUUUUUUU
Messenger RNA from Capsaspora owczarzaki ATCC 30864, 1449 nucleotides. RefSeq lists its product as hypothetical. NCBI's taxonomy places the organism in Eukaryota, Filasterea, Ministeriida, Capsasporidae. Gene Ontology annotation, molecular function: protein binding. The record is from RefSeq and is a predicted model, not a curated record. Bases 46 to 1377 code for a protein of 443 amino acids. The transcript is spliced from 8 exons.